GUACAGCAGAAGCAGCUAGCCUUGUCCCCCUUUUAGAAGGCAUACUACGCCGCCGUCAGAACCGAUCUAUGCCACGCGUAGCGUCAUCGACAGUGAUGCGAUGACAUGGAUGUACAGCAGAUGGAGCUAGCCUUACCCCCCUUUCCGAAAGGACACUGCACGGCCAUCAGGACCUGUUAUGCAAUGCGAACCUCGCUGCCAUCGUCAUCGACAGUGACUGGGUGUCCACGAGGACGACCGGUGGCAUGGACAAGACGGCAACCGUGGAGAAGCGAGUGCCAGAGGUGACUCCGAGCCAGGCGAAAGAUCGAAUUCUCCGAGCCAGGCGAAAGAUCGAAUUCCGCUAUGUCCGCUGUUUCCUCACGAACAGGACAUGCCCGACUGCCUUCUCUCGCCCGCGGCUGUGAUGUCCUUCAAGGUCAAGGACAGCAUGAAGAACGUGGAGGUUUUGAACCCCACGUACGCCUACAUCCCACCGAAACUCGUCGAUCUCUACAUCACCAACAUUGGGGGCUUGCAGCCGUCGUACAUCCACCGGAUUUUGUAGGAGUUCUACCACAUGGACGACCUCAUAACCCCCAUUUCAGACGAGCAGGCCAGCUGAAGGUUAUGGUACCAAUUCCUGGGUCGUCGGUGUGAGUUGAGUAGUUUGUUGGGGGUUUGGGGAUUCGUUCACUGCUGUAGCAG
This is a messenger RNA of Ectocarpus siliculosus, 687 nucleotides long. The record is from the annotation of a GenBank genome assembly. Lineage: Eukaryota; Phaeophyceae; Ectocarpales; Ectocarpaceae.